AUGCCACAGUCACCGCCUCAUGAAGGCUACGGCAACAUUCCGUAUCCCAAUGACCCAACUCAAUUCAGUCGCGGUUACGGCAUGUCUGCGGAUUCUCGACCGGCCUCUUAUAUCGCAAAUUCAAUUGUACCCUCUGACUUCUCUGUCGCACAGCCAACUCUAGGAAUAAACCCGUCGCAGUCGGCUUACCCGUCACGUUUCAACGAAGAGAUUGACCUGUCCCAGCGAGGCAGUUCCAUAAUGAUGGAUGGUACAAACGGAGGAACUAGUUUGCAAAGGAGCGAAUCGCAAAUGUCGCACAAUAGCAUCGCGCCGUCAAGAAGCGGCACUUUGAAGAAAAAGGCAUCGCUGAGUCGGAAAGGAGGCUUGAAGCGAAGCAGUAGCAGGCGCAGUCUUCGCGCUGGCAGCGUAAGGAGCCUCAACCUCGGAGAGAGGGAGAAGUAUGGUAGCGACGAUCCCAAUAGUGCUUUCUACGUGCCAAUUCCGACGACUGGUAGCCCAACGGAAGAGCUCGCAAAUCGUUUUCAAGCUUGGCGAAAGGUACUCAAGGACCUCCUUAUCUUUUUCAAAGAUAUACAGAAAUCAUACGAAACCAGAGCAAAGCUACUCCUUUCGGCGGGUAAUAUCCUGAACAACACGUCCUUACCGUCAACCUUUCUCGACUCCGGUGGCCUGGGAGAUGCAACGGAAAUUCUACGUGAUUACCAUAAGCAAGGUCUUAUUGAAGCCAACAAGGCUAAAGAAGUUGAAAGUGAAGUGAUCCUUCAAUUGACCGGCCUUAGAAGCGACCUGCAACAGAAGACCAAAGAAAUUAAAAGUCUCUCUGGAGACUUCAAGAACAGCGUAGAUAAAGAAGUCGACAGCACGCGGAAGGCUGUCCGAAAUCUACAGGAAAGCCUAGGUCUUGUUGAUGUUGAUCCUUCAGCUACCUCGGGCAGGCAUGAUCCUUUCAUUCUUCGAUUGCAAGUGGACAAACAGAUCGAUAAACAGAUCGAGGAGGAGAACUACCUUCACAGAGCAUAUUUGAAUCUCGAAAAUUCCGGUCGUGAACUUGAGGCAAUCGUAGUCGGCGAGAUACAGAAAGCAUAUAAUGCCUAUGCUAGUAUCCUGAAACGCGAGGCAGAUGUUGCCUUGGAUGCUGUAGAGAAGCUUCGAGCCGGUCCCAUCUCCAUGCCCAAAGAUCAUGAAUGGAACAACUUCAUUACAGAAAGCGAACAUCUUGUUGAUCCUAGAAUACCUAUCCGCAGCUUUGAGAAUAUCACUUAUCCCGGCAGGGACCAUCCAGCUGCCGCCGAGGUCCGGUCGGGCAUGCUCGAGCGCAAGAGCAAAUACCUGAAAAGUUAUACCCCUGGAUGGUAUGUUUUGUCACCAACACACCUUCACGAAUUCAAGUCGGCCGAUCGAGUGGCCUUCCAGACACCUGUCAUGUCUCUCUACCUUCCGGAACAGAAACUGGGUUCUCACUCGCAACCCGACUCUUCCUCCCAUAAAUUCAUGCUCAAAGGAAGACAAACAGGCGCCAUGCACCGCGGCCAUGCCUGGGUCUUCCGGGCUGAGUCUUAUGACACAAUGAUGGCAUGGUUUGAUGAUAUCGCGUCUUUGAGUGAGAAAACUGGCGAGGCUCGAAAUGCAUUUGUCAGGAACCACGUUCGAAGUCUAAGCGGACGUAGCAUUCGGCCAGGUUCUAUCAGUAGUGACGGGGUUAUGGAUGAAGAUGAAGCAGAUCAGACUCCCUAUUCGAGCCAGUCUGCUGUCCUUCGAAGAGCCUCUCCAGUAAAAGGAGAGACUCCGGCCCAGCGCCCACAACCAGGUGGGCGUUUCCCAAGUGAUGUACAGAUCGACCGUCACUUACAGGCAACCAUGUCACUUUCUAGUGGAGAGAGCUCUGGUGCCCGAGAAGCUUUAGCCGAUGCCGUGUCCCUCUCAGGGUCUGGUGUUCCAUACGAAACGAGUCAACAACCACCCCAGGAAAUUAAUCAGUUGCCUUAUCGACCAGCAGGCGUAAAUCAUGAAACCUAUGGAACGUGGAUAGAAGCCUCAACUACCGCCGACCAGUACCCAGACCAUACACAAGAGCAAAUCAACCACCAGCAGCCUGUCACGUCCGCUUCACAGGCUCCUAUCGUUGUCGCUAGUGAACCCACCACUGACAGACGCGAAUGGGCUCCUGAAAAUGUACCUCAAGCUCCGACAAACGGUACCAUUUCUGCUUCUGGGGGGCAGACAGGUGUGAAUGCUCCGUCACUCAAUAGACAGGAGUCCCAAAGAUCCCGACAGACCCACUCCACGUAUUCGCUGCUGGCUUCGACCCCAACCACUGAAGCAACUUCUCCACUAACCGACAAUACCAACGGCAUGGCAUCCGCUCAAUCAAAGGAGAGCCCCUCGACAAUUGACAUGCUCAAAAUGCCUGGAAGAUAUCCUCGCCAGAUGACGGGCUAG
Messenger RNA from Talaromyces marneffei, 2442 nucleotides. RefSeq lists its product as uncharacterized. The transcript has 4 exons. The coding region runs from base 1 to 2442 and encodes 813 amino acids. NCBI's taxonomy places the organism in Eukaryota, Fungi, Ascomycota, Eurotiomycetes, Eurotiales, Trichocomaceae. The record is from RefSeq and is a predicted model, not a curated record.